CCCCUCCGUCUCUUGGCGGUGUCGAGGCGGGAGCGUUGGAAGCCAUUACUGGGCCCGGGCCUGCGAGCGGGGGAAAUUGGAGCCGGUGCCAGGGUGUGAGGCAGAAGAAAGAAGGAGAUAGAGAGAGAAAAAAGACUAAAUAAAUAAAUAACCGCGGAUAAAAACCCGAGCGAGUUUCUGCAGCGACGGACCCAGCUUGAAAUGGCGGAUUUCGCGACAGCGGCGCCCCCGCACGCAGUCGGUGCCGGCGCGGCCGGGCCCGGGGCGGCAGGAGCGGCCUUCAAAAAACCAGACGCUUUCGCGGACGCGGUGCAGCGGGCCCGGCAGAUAGCUGCUAAAAUUGGAGGUGACACUGCCACAACAGUAAACCACAGCACACCAGAAUUUGGAUUUGUUGGUCAAAAGAGGCAACUGGAAGAUGGAGAUCAGCCUGAUAGUAAAAAAAUAGCAGCACAAAGCGAUCCGAUCGGAGCUCAGCUUGCAGCAAUACAUCAGCAAAGGGCAACCCUUACAGAGGAUUACAGAGUGCCAGAUGGGAUGGUUGGUCUCGUUAUAGGCAGAGGUGGGGAACAGAUAAACCGAAUACAGCAGGAGUCUGGUUGCAAAGUACAGAUUGCUCCAGGGCCAAAUAAUGAUGAAAGCGGAGGUUUGCCAGAACGAUGUGUCUCGCUGACUGGGAAUUCGGAGUCAAUUCAGACAGCGAAAAUGCUACUGGAUGAGAUUGUGUCUCGGGGUCGAGGUGGGCCUCCAGGUCAGACCCAUGAUACCACAAACGGACAAAAUGGAUCCAUUCAGGAGAUUGUGAUUCCAGCGGGAAAGGCUGGACUAAUUAUUGGCAAAGGGGGAGAGACCAUCAAACAACUUCAGGAGCGUGCUGGAGUGAAGAUGAUUUUAAUCCAAGAUGGUUCGCAAAAUGCUAAUGUAGAUAAACCACUCCGAAUUAUUGGUGACCCCUUUAAAGUACAGCAAGCACGAGACAUGGUAAUGGAGAUUCUGCAUGAACGUGACCAGGGAGGAUUUGGGGACAGAAAUGAGUUCGGCAACCGAGGAGCUGGUGGAGUUGGUGGUUUAGACGUGCCAGUGCCUCGGCAUUCAGUAGGAAUUGUGAUUGGGCGAAGUGGAGAAAUGAUCAAGAAAAUACAAAAUGAUGCUGGAGUCCGAAUACAGUUCAAACCAGAUGAUGGGUCUACGCCAGAUAAGAUAGCGCAUGUAAUGGGGCCUCCAGAGAGAUGCCAGCAUGCUGCACAAAUAAUUACUGACCUUCUGCAGAACGUGCGGGCUGGUCCAACCGGUCCUCCAGGGCCUGGGAUGCCUGGCCCUGGCCGAGGAAGGGGAAGGGGACAAGGCUCGUGGGGUAUGGGACCUCCUGGAGGAGAGAUGGCCUUCUCAGUCCCCAGCCACAAGUGUGGUUUAGUUAUUGGCAGAGGUGGGGAGAAUGUGAAGGCAAUAAACCAACAGACGGGUGCGUUUGUGGAAUUGCAAAGACAACCGCCUCCUAAUGGCGAUCCAAACUUCAAACUUUUCACCAUUCGGGGUUCACCCCAACAGAUUGACCAUGCCAAACAGCUCAUUGAGGAAAAGAUAGAGGGUCCCUUGUGUCCUGUUGGUCCCCCAAUGCCUGCUGGCCCUAUGGGACCUUUCCAGCCAGGACCCUUCACCCAAGGACCCCCAGGAGCCCCUCCUCCCCAUCCUGCUGCUGGUGGCCCACCUCCUCCACAUCAGUAUCCCCCUCAAGGUUGGGGCAACACGUACCAACAGUGGCAGCCGCCCGGACCACACGACCCAAGUAAAGCUCCUGGAGACCCGAAUGCAGCUGCCUGGGCUGCCUAUUACCAACAAUAUUACCAGCAGCCCGCCGCGCCUGUUCCACCCCAACAGCCAGCUGCUGCUCCACCAGGGCCAGAUCCAACCCAGCAACCUCCAGUUCAAGGCCCAGGAGGACAGCCUGAUUACACUAAAGCAUGGGAGGAAUACUACAAGAAGCUAGGUCAGCAGAACCAGCCUGGCCAGCAGCCUGGUCCCCAACAGGAUUAUACAAAAGCAUGGGAAGAGUACUAUAAGAAACAAGCUCAAAAUGCCCAAGGGGCAGCGGCGGCGGCAGCAGCAGCGGCACCACAACCAGGAGCCCAGCCGGAUUACAGUGCAGCCUGGGCUGAGUACUACAGACAGCAGGCAGCUUACUACGGGCAACCAGGGGCACCUCAGCCCGCCCCCCAGCAGCCACCUGCACAACAAGGGCAACCGGUGCUGGCUCUUCCUGAGGAGCGGUCACCAGACAAUAUCAACUUAGCAACACCUCAAACAACUGGCCGUUUGUCCUUGGCUUCUGGCUGGGGAGAGGAUGAGUAAGGGUCUCAGCUGAGCCUGGUGUAAGUGAGAGUGGGGUUUGGAGUGGAAACCCUCAACUUCCUGGUUAAUCUGUGACUACUACAGCACUUGUGUGUUCCUCGGGCUUUGUCAUUUUAGCUUUGAACCCAACUGCUGAGAGGUUGCGCUGGUUUGUUCAGGUUCUUUGUAAUUGUGUGAAUGAUUUGAUCCUAAUUAUAAUAACUUAGCGUUGAACAAAAAUUGAAACUGGGAUAUUCCUGAUCUCUAGCUCAGCAUUACCCACAUUUACCCACUGAAGCCAGUGCUACUGCAGUCUAAGCUGAAUAGUGGUUCAAUGUGGGCCAUAUGUCUGCUGUCUCACCUCCCUCUCUGAAAGUUCAGCUUCCAGAUCACCUUAAACAAAACACCUUCCUUGCCAAUGCUUUAUUUAUAGAUCCAUGUCUGGCCGCAUUGUGGGCAUGAGUUCCUGACUCAUUAGUGGUCUAGUCAUGAGUGCAGAGCAUAGGAGGUAGGAAAAGGAGGAGACCAUUCAGCCCCUCGAGCUUGAUCUGCCGUUAGAUCCUGGGUGAUGUGUAUCUUAACUCUUUAUCAACUCGCCUUGGUUCCCUAACCCUUAAUAAGCUUAUCGAAUUUAUCAAUCUCAGUUUUGAAAUUUUCAAGUGACCUCAACAACUAUUUGGAUGAGAAUCCUGAUGAUAUAUUUGUGUGAAGAAGCGCUUCCUGGCAUCAACUCUUGAACACCCUAGCUCUAAUUUUAAGACCCUGCCCCUUUGUACUAAAUUGUCCUUAGAGGGAAUGGUUUCUCUCUACCAUCUCAACUCCUUUAAUCAAUACUUCACUUAUAUCUCCUACACUUGAAAGAAUACAACUGAAGUCUAUGCAACCUCCCCUCAGUUUAACCCCUUAUAAACGUGAUCAUUCUGGUGAAUCUGCACUGCAUCCACUCCAAAGUCAAUAUAUCUAUGAGAGGACAAUGGGCUGUAAAGAGUAUUCCUUCACUGAACAGGAUAUUUGGCUGCUAAUUGUGAUUCUGAAUAGUAACCCAUUCAGACUAAAUCUUGUGUAGUGAUAAUUUAGCAUGACCGAGCACAGUAAUUUGAAACCACUUAUAUUUAUUCAGGACUCUCAGGCCAGUGACAUCUGUGGUCAGCUGGCUGCAGUCCCAGCACUAAGCCUUGAUGGAUUUUAAUCCCUGCCGCAUUCUACCAGUGGGUGAAGCUGUUUCACACUGGUGGACCUGCAGAUUUUUUUCUAAAUGCAACUCUGCCACCUGCUGCUGAAAGAAAAGUAACUGCAUUCUUGCCAGAAUGAUCCUUCUCAUCAGGUGUAGGUGCAGUAACAGAUCAUUCAGCUGCUGCCAUUCAAUUCGAUAAUUUAUAACCUUAUAUACUUGUGUCUUUUCUUUCAAAAGAAGAGUGCAUUUGUUCUGUGGCUUUCACAACCUCCACAUGCCAUCGAAGUGCAAGUGUCAGUGAACGUCUUGCUGACUGUGUUUGCAGAUUUUUCCUUUUUGUUUUGAAAGAGUGAAAUAAAAUGUGGCUGCCUGUUUCCUGUCAGUACAGCAACUAAUGGGUUGGAGGAGCUUUACAGCAGUGUAACUGAUGACUGGUCAAAAUGAGACAUUAAUGUGGACAGCAAUGACUCUGCCCCUUCAUUUGUAUCUCAUGAAUUUAGCACUAAAUGGGUGAUUGUGUUUUGAGAUGCUUCGUGUCCCACAAUUAAACAAGCUACCAAACA
Messenger RNA from Carcharodon carcharias (great white shark), 4065 nucleotides. Its product is annotated as KH-type splicing regulatory protein. Bases 202 to 2349 code for a protein of 715 amino acids. The record is from RefSeq and is a predicted model, not a curated record. Gene Ontology annotation, cellular component: nucleus; cytoplasm. Gene Ontology annotation, biological process: regulation of DNA-templated transcription. The transcript has 22 exons. Gene Ontology annotation, molecular function: mRNA binding. NCBI's taxonomy places the organism in Eukaryota, Metazoa, Chordata, Chondrichthyes, Lamniformes, Lamnidae.